AUGUUGCACUUAAGAAAACUGCCUACGAUAUAUAAAAAUGAUAUGGAAAACUAUUAGAUUCGACGUUUUGAAAAAGCUACACAUUUUAGAAUGAUUAAUUAGAGUGUAACGAGUAAAAAGAAAAUGAAUUGCCUUCAUCCUUAAUUGUUAAUGAGUGCUUAAAAAAAAUUUUUUAUUGAACUCACCUAAUUAAAUGAGAGAAAAGGGAAAUAUUUAUUGUAAAUGUUUGAUUUUAAAGUAGAUUCAAAUAUAAUAAAAGAGGAAAGAGUUCAUAGUCUAGUAGAGAAGGAACUUUGAAUGCUUCAGCUUAAUUAGUGAUGGUUUCAUUACCUUAUUUUUGUUCGAAUCACAAUAGAAGAAAACUUAUAAUAAAGAAAUGGAAAUAGAUAAUAUGGGGUGUACGAAUAGUAAUAAGAUACAAAUAUAUAUUGAACAAUCUUCAAUUCUUUGAACUUCUUAAUAGAUUACCAAGAAGACGUAAAGUAUCAUCGCCCACAUCAGUUUCUCGUAGUCCAAGAAAGAGACGUUUAGGAGUUCAAUCAGUUGAUAAUAAUUUUACUCUUGCAACAAAAGGAUAUGGUGAUGAAACUAAUUCUAGCAAAACAUCUAGGAAAUUGAAGAACUAAUUAUCAGAUAAAUAUUUGAAAUCUACCUACUAUUAGGAUUUCAAAUAGAAAGACUAAAGAUUAGACAGAUUAAGAACUAAUAGUUUAAACUAAUUGCAAAAUUCUUAAUAAAGCUAAAUAAUAUAAACUGCUAGAACCUAAUCAGUGUUGAUAAGAAAGUUCAGAUUGAAAAAAUUAUGA
Messenger RNA from Paramecium pentaurelia, 806 nucleotides. NCBI's taxonomy places the organism in Eukaryota, Ciliophora, Oligohymenophorea, Peniculida, Parameciidae. The record is from the annotation of a GenBank genome assembly.